CUCCCCGUGACGUCAUGACAGCAGCAUCAGCUGUUAGCUCUGCUUUAAGCCUUUUCGCUGCCGAUCGCUGCCUGCACAAAGGAAAUAUAUGAGAUCCCCUCUAAUCCCUGAAAUGGCGACACAGGAGGUACAGCUGAACGAGACUCUGGCCAACCUCAAAACGGAGUCGGAGACGCUGAAGUCGAAGCUGGAGGAGGAAAGAGCGAAGCUGCACGAUGUCGAGCUUCAUCAGGUGGCAGAGAAGGUGGAGGGACUGGGUCAGUUUGUCAUGAAGACCCGGAGAACUCUGAAGGGACAUGGCAACAAAGUUCUGUGUAUGGACUGGUGUAAAGACAAGAGGAGGAUCGUCAGCUCCUCGCAGGAUGGAAAAGUGAUUGUAUGGGAUGCGUUCACCACCAACAAGGAGCAUGCUGUGACAAUGCCGUGCACCUGGGUGAUGGCCUGCGCCUACGCUCCCUCCGGCUGUGCUGUGGCUUGUGGGGGCCUGGACAACAAAUGCUCUGUGUAUCCUCUGUCUCUGGACAAGAAUGAGAACUUGGCUGCCAAGAAGAAGUCGGUGGCCAUGCACACAAACUACCUGUCUGCCUGCAGCUUCACCAACUCGGACAUGCAGAUCCUGACGUCAAGCGGGGAUGGGACGUGUGCAUUAUGGGAUGUGGAGAGUGGGCAGCUGUUGCAGAGUUUCCAUGGACACGCGGCGGACGUGCUCUGUCUGGACCUGGCCCCCUCUGAGACUGGAAACACGUUUGUUUCAGGGGGCUGUGAUAAGAAGGCCAAUGUGUGGGACAUGCGUUCCGGACAGUGUAUUCAGUCCUUUGAAACUCACGAAUCAGACAUUAAUAGUGUGCGAUACUACCCCAGUGGAGAUGCGUUUGCAUCUGGGUCAGAUGAUGCUACAUGCCGCCUGUAUGACCUGAGGGCAGACAGAGAAGUGGCCAUUUAUUCCAAAGAGAGCAUCAUAUUUGGGGUCUCCAGUGUUGAUUUCUCUCUCAGUGGACGACUACUGUUUGGCGGCUACAAUGACUACACCAUAAAUGUUUGGGAUGUUCUCAAAGGAACACGGGUCUCUAUUCUUUUUGGACAUGAGAACCGUGUCAGUACGCUGCGUGUUUCCCCUGAUGGGACGGCCUUCAGCACAGGUUCCUGGGACCACACUCUUCGGAUCUGGGCUUAAGGAUGAGGACUCAGAGGAUGAAAUGGUAGACAGACUUACUGAAGACACGCCGAUGUUUCUGUUUGCUAGAGUACAAUCACGGAGAUAGAGACUCAGUUUUGGUUGUACAUAGAGCAUAUCAAUAGCAUUGUAUAUACUCAAGUCUCAUGGCCAGGGUAGAUUUACAUAUUUCAGAGAAUAAUUAAACCAAAUGGCACCCUUGUAUUACAGUUUGAUUGAGAGAAAAUUGCACAGAAGUACUUAUGGUAAAAUAUAUUGCAGAAAAUAACAUUGGUAGUGACUAGCGUCGGUCUAGGAUAGAAGUGACACAAAGUGAUGUAUUGUAUGUGCCCACAUAAAGGACAUUACUUGUUUAUUUGUUUUUUGCACAAAAAAAAUAAUGGAAGACUGCCGUCUGUGGAAGAAAACAGGAUAUAAGGAAAAAAAAAACAUCUGCAGGAGAAGUACUAAGGUUUAUAUUAGAAUUUCAACUUCUGAAUGAAAAUAAACUUAGAUGUGAUGGAGCAUUGGCAUAAAGUAUAAUCAAAAUUUGUGUACUUUCAAUUUCACACCCUGUGCACCAGACAAGCCUCCUCUAUCCCUAACAGCAACUCACCUGCCAAUAGUAUUCUAACGUAAAGAAGCACAUUUACAGGUCAACCUAAAAAAAACAUGAUGUUGACCUUCCAUCUUUAUGAUUUUGAAACAUGGUUUACCUUUUUUUUGUUUGUUUUCAGCUCUGGAAGCCACCAUGUACACAUUCAGUCACUGCAGACACCCUGAACCUGUGGUCCCCCACUAGAUAUAUAAAUACAAAUAUAUAAAAAUAUGUUUAAAGUGUCAGAAUGUACUCCUUUUCAUGCAGUUGUCCAAUGGCUGUAAUUUCAUAUUUACUGUAAUUAUUUUAUUGUAGUUUAGUGUACAGUUAUAAAACGGACUGUUUAUCAAAGCAUUACAAACAUAAAAAAUAAACUGAGUUUUGAUUACCA
Acanthopagrus latus (yellowfin seabream) is the source of this 2142-nucleotide messenger RNA. It is a transcript of the gene gnb5a, whose product is annotated as guanine nucleotide binding protein (G protein), beta 5a. Bases 89 to 1174 code for a protein of 361 amino acids. Gene Ontology annotation, molecular function: protein binding; signaling receptor complex adaptor activity. The transcript is spliced from 11 exons. The record is from RefSeq and is a predicted model, not a curated record. Gene Ontology annotation, cellular component: heterotrimeric G-protein complex; cytoplasm. Gene Ontology annotation, biological process: G protein-coupled receptor signaling pathway; G protein-coupled dopamine receptor signaling pathway. NCBI's taxonomy places the organism in Eukaryota, Metazoa, Chordata, Actinopteri, Spariformes, Sparidae.